Messenger RNA from Talaromyces marneffei, 1188 nucleotides. RefSeq lists its product as uncharacterized. The transcript is spliced from 2 exons. Lineage: Eukaryota; Fungi; Ascomycota; Eurotiomycetes; Eurotiales; Trichocomaceae. The record is from RefSeq and is a predicted model, not a curated record. The coding region runs from base 1 to 1188 and encodes 395 amino acids.
AUGGCUGUCACCUUGAACAAUAUCAAAUUCUACCAUCCCCCUUCUCUCCCUACACGGCCUUUGAAAAGCACGCCUCCCAAUCACAAUCACACUUCCAUCUCUUCUCGUACAUUAAAGAGUACUGAUCUGGCCCCGAAUCAUUCCACACUCCCAUUUCCUCCGUUAUCACAGCUAGCAUUACCUCACCCCUUACCUCCCCGGCCACCAGCUAUCUUCCCCUCUAGUCAUCAUACAGCAUCUGCUUCUCUCUAUGUCCCCUCUAGCAUAUCGCAUACACCUGAUCCUGGUCCUGUGUGCAAGAAUGAUUUCGAUCGAGCGUUGGAUGACUUGUUGUCUGCUAAGAAUGGCGAGAAAGAAGAGGACGGGGAGCCCUCUAGUCGUCUUCCUGCACAAGAUAAAUCUUAUAAGAUUUUGACCCAAACGACAGCCAGCUUGCUCUCAUCCAGCUUCACCCUGCGGAAACCCGUGGAAUCGCCAGCAGAAGCGAAGCCCACGCACCCAAAGCCACGUGAUGAGUCGCAACCACGGGAACAGCCCAAUGAUCUCGCGUGCACAACAUCUAUGGACACAUCGCCGACAUUCUGUACCUCUGAACUGCAUACAUCUGCGCCGCACGAACCCAAACAUCAUUCGACGUAUACGACCAUACUAACCUCCGCACAGGAUUCAUCCGUACCCAAUCAAGAAAAACAUUCGGAGACUUCUCGAAAAAGUUCAGUCCCAAUUCAUAGCCCCGAACCUGGCGGAGCCACCGUAGGAAACGACAGUAUGGACUUUCAGGGAAGCUCUGGAGAAUUAGAGCGUGCCAGCUCGUGCCCAACAGGAGAUUUAUCAAAAAGGAAGAGAAGUCCAUCAGUACACUUGUCUUGUCUGCCCACUCCGCUGGUUGUAGUUCCGGCUCUGUCAUGUUCUGCUUUAUUGCGCAAAAAAUCUAGUCGGCAGAAUUCCGACCGUUCGCAGAACUCGAAAAAUAUGGUCGAAGAUCCCCACGAAUCGGACUCAGCUCCUUCUGACGACGAGAAUGAUGCAGACUACCUGGAUCACCCCGAGAUAGAGGACGCUAGCGAUAGCUUGCGCCCAUCCAAGCGUCAUCGUAGAAGUCCAGGCGACGUUUCGUCAGCCUCUCGAGAAGUACCUAAACAUCUAUCCUUGGAGUCCCCACCUGCUGAACAGCCAGAGUCACCAUAA